Symsagittifera roscoffensis is the source of this 1037-nucleotide messenger RNA. RefSeq lists its product as uncharacterized. The coding region runs from base 130 to 795 and encodes 221 amino acids. The record is from RefSeq and is a predicted model, not a curated record. The transcript has 2 exons. Lineage: Eukaryota; Metazoa; Xenacoelomorpha; Acoela; Convolutidae.
CAGUUCAUUUCGUGGUCAGUUCAAUGCUUAUUUGCCUUCAGAUAACUUUUUAGACUUUCAAAUCUAUUAAACCGAGUUUCUGAUUCCAGAUUCAUUAGUUCAUAAGCUACCAUUUUUGUACUAUUUCGAAUGACAAAUCUAACUCUUUAUCAUGUUGCUAAUACUAGGUCUGUCAGACCUCUUAUAUUAUACCAUGAGUUGAAAUCAAUUUACGGCCAGCGGAUUCCGGAGCUGAUGGUUCAUUUGAUUCCCAAGGAGCAGCUUCGAGCCCCAAACAAAGCCGCGAUUCUGUACGAAUUGAAUCCAAAUGCAAAGGUGCCCGUUCUUCAGCAUGGAGAGACGGUCAUCUUCGAAGGAUGCGCCAUUUGUCUUUACUUUUUGAAGAUGUUUGAUGAAGAUCAUAUUUUAGCCUCGGAAAAUCAAGAUUUCAGGGCAAUAUUGUACCAAUUUAGCGUAUACACUCCAGGAACCUUGGACAACUUGACUGCACACUCCUCCCCUAUACAGAAAGUGUACGGCGACAACAACCCCAUGCCAAACACUGACCCUGACGCAGUGGCACGCAACAAGGAGGCGUGGCUUCAGAUUGCCGCGCCCUUUCUCGUAUCAACCCUGGCUAACCGAGGAUUCAUGUAUGGCGACAAGUUUACAGCAUUGGAUGUAAUUGUAGGCUUCUUUGUGAUUGGCGUACAAUUCAAGCGACCUGAUUGGAUAAUACCGUUUGCAACCUUGAAUGAUUACGUGAACAGAUUGAAGCUGCGACCGAUGUUUCAAAAGACUUUCCAAACAGCAUGAAUUAAAACCUCUAAACUCAUCAAAUUGUAACACCAUCUUGAUUGCUGCUGCUUGUUGAGCAAACAAAAGUUCCCCGCGCGGCGGCGUUUUAAUUUUUUCUGAAAAAACAAUUAACUCAGCAAAUUGUCAAUUUUUCUUAUCCGUUUUGCUCCAAAACAGAACAAUAUUCACGCAAAAUUGUCAACGGUUUACAAGCAGGAACUCAAAAUUUUAAAUUGUCAUCAAUUUUCAGCACUGUUGAA